This is a messenger RNA of Chara braunii, 3373 nucleotides long. NCBI's taxonomy places the organism in Eukaryota, Viridiplantae, Streptophyta, Charophyceae, Charales, Characeae. The record is from the annotation of a GenBank genome assembly.
UCGCAACUUCAUGAGCCAGUCUUUUAUGAAAAGGGCUGGCCUUGGUGCACAAGUUCGGAGGAAGGCAAACCCGACGGCGAUCAAGUUGGCGGAUGGUAAGACGCAACAACUUCUCGACCGUUACAUCGAGGCCGUACCCGUCUACUUCGCACCUCAUGCAUGCAAACCGGUGACAUUCGAUAUUCUCGACACGGACUUCGACAUCAUUCUGGGAAUGCCUUGGCUUGCAAGUGCGGAUCACACGGUCAACUUCCAUCGGCGGACUCUUAGCUUCGCCGACAUCUUCGAGUCACCUACCGGUGUGGUGCCGGAGGAGCUUGAGGUCCUCCGUGCACAACUCGAUGAUUUGUUGGCCAAGGGCUGGAUCCGCCCGAGUAGCUCCCCAUACGGAGCACCAGUUCUCUUCGUCAGGAAGAAGAACAAGGACCUACGAUUGUGUAUCGACUACCGCAAGCUCAACGCGCAAACCGUCAAGAAUGUGGGGCCUUUUCCUCGCAUCAACAAUCUUCUCGAGCGGCUGGGCGGCGCGAAGUAUUUUUCCAAGUUGGAUUUGAAAUCGGGAUAUCAUCAAAUCUCGAUCCAGCCAAACGAUCGCUACAAGACCGCGUUCAAGACGCGGUACGGGCAUUUUGAGUGGGUGGUCAUGCCUUUUGGCCUCACCAACGCCCCGGCGACCUUUCAGGCGGCGAUGACCAAUGAGUUUUAUGCAAUGUUGGACCGGUUCGUGCUGGUCUACUUGGACGAUAUUCUCGUCUAUAGCCGUUCAUUGGAGGAUCAUCUGGGGCAUCUUCGACAAGUGUUGGAGACGCUCCGCCGCGCCAAGUACAAGGCCAACCGCGACAAGUGUGAAUUUAUCUGGCAAGAGCUGGAAUACUUGGGCCAUUUUGUCACACCGGAGGGCAUCAGUCCGCUAUCGGACAAGAUUCAGGCCGUGCAAGAGUGGCCGGAGCCUCGGAACGUCACGGAUGUCCGCUCGUUCCUCGGUCUUACCGGCCACUAUCAGCGUUUCAUCAAAGGCUACUCCAAGAUCGCGGCCCACUUGAACAAGCUUCAGUGCGAGGAUCAACCGUUUGACUUCGGAGAGGAGGCGCGGGGAUCAUUCUUCGCUCUCAAAGCCGCACUAUUGUCUGCGGAGGUCUUGCGGAUAUACGACCCGCUCGCGCCUACACGUGUCACUACGGAUGCGUCAGGCUAUGGCAUUGGGGCAGUCCUCGAGCAACAUGAUGGUAAGGAGCUCCUCGCCUUCGUCCACGCGCUCAAGCGGUGGCGGCACUUCCUCCUUGGUCGAAGCCAGUUUCGAUGGGUAACGGACAACAAUCCGUUGGUCUUCUACAAGACCCAAGACACCGUCAACAUCACCAUCGCUCGAUGGAUGGCUUUCAUCGACCAGUUCGACUUCUUUUCCGAUCACAUUCCCGAGAAGUCGAACCGUUUUGCGGAUGCUCUCUCACGGCGUCCGGAUCAUUGUACCGCAGUCUACUCGACCUUCGAGAUUGACUACAACCUGCGGAACAGCUUCAUCCGCGGCUACCAAGCCGACCCCGAGUUUUGCGACAAGUACGCGAAUUGCUCCUCUCCUAAUCCGGCUCCUUCUCACUACCGGAUCCAAGAGGGGUACUUGCUUGUCCACACGCGGGGGAAGGACCUUCUCUGUGUACCGAGUGAUCCUCACUUGCGUACACGGCUUCUUGGCGAGUUCCACGACGCUCCCGCCACUGGACAUUUUGGAGUCAAUUGCACGAUUGGCCGACUUCGCCAGCGAUUUUGGUGGCCCGGCCUUCUCGGCGACGUCACACCCUAUUGCGAAUCAUGCGAGGUUUGCCGACGCUGCAAAUCCCGCAACCAUCGUCCGUACGGCGAGUUACGACCAUUGCCAGUCCCGUUGCGGCGAAGGGAAGCGAUUGCCAUGGACAUUACCGGCCCGUUCCCCAAGCACAAGACCGGAGUGGAUGGGACUCUCACGGUGGUUGACCGACUCACCAAGUUCGCCAUGUUUUUGCCUUGUCGCUAUCAUGCCAAGGCACCGGAGUUGGCCGAGGUUCUUUACGCCGGUUGGAUUCGCACCAAGGGUUACCCCAAGGAGAUCGUCUACGACCGCGACACUCAGUUCAUGUCCGAUUUUUGGUUGGCGCUCAUCAAGCGAUGGAGCUCAUCUCUCAAGCCCAGUUCGGCUCGCCACCCUCAGACCGAUGGCCAGACGGAGAGGGCGCAUCAGACCGCACAGGUUCUCCUUCGCACUCUCAUCCGCCCCGACCAGAAAGACUGGGUUGAGCGACUGCCGGACGUCGAGUUGGCCUACAACUCUUCCAUCCACCCGGCUAUCGGGAUAUCGCCCUUCGAGUUCGAGCAUGGCUCGCCGAUCACAUCACCGUUGGACACUAUUACUCCACGCACGGGCGAGAGCGACGACCAUCUUCUUUUCUUGCGUCGGAUGCAAGAGCUUCUUGUCAAGGCACGCGACCAGAUGGCUAAGACGCAACAGCGCAUGAGCCAGCAGGCCAAUCGGCAACGUCUUCCUUGUCCAUUCUGCGCCGGGGACCUCGUCUGGGCUUCCGCCGCGGAAUUCAGCCUUGAACAAGACAUCUCUCGCAAGCUCCUUCCGAAAUGGAUGGGGCCUUGGCCGAUUAUAAAGCCCGUUGGGGACGCACCCGAAGGACCCUCCUUCACGAUUCAGGUGCCUAGCCACUUGCCUGUCUACCCAGUCUUUCAUUGCUCCAAACUCGCUCUCUACACGCCAGCGGAUCAUGACGAUUUCCCCGGGAGACGUACGCAAGACACACCUUCUAUGGAUGGUUUUCAGGAGGUCGACGACAUCAUUUCCCAGCGACGCUUUGGCAACAAGCCAAUUGAGUACUUAGUGCAUUUUGCAUACUGCACACACCGAGCUGACCGAUGGUUAACCCGUGCGGAACUUCAAGCAACAGCUCCAGACGUUCUCGCACGCUACGAACGCAAGAUGCAAGGCAAGCCGGUUUCUUCGGCUCCCUGCCGCGCCCGCGUCCAGGUUCCACCUUCAGAUCGACGGCUUCGCCCUCGCCCCGACUUGACUUCAUAAGGAGGGGGGGGUGUCACAUGCUGCGCGUGCACACGCAGGCCAUUUUGCAGGCCUGCGUCCUUCAGGCCAAAAGCCUGAACUUCAAGCUGAAAGCCUGAAUUUCAGGCCGAAAGCCUGAAAUCCAGGGCUUACAGGCCCCCUGGCGGUUCAGGCCGAAAGCCUGAAUUCCAGGGCCUGUCCCUGUGUCGCUUCAGACUAAAAAUGGCAACGGCCUUUUUAGCCUGAAACGAAGGGCCAUUUUCGAUCGUUCAUCAGAACGACCGGCCCUGAAACUCAAGCACCGAACCAGGGUUUCGGGAACAAACUAUUAAUAGUCUG